GAACUUUCGAUAUUGUUGCUUAUGACUUUUCAUAAUCGUUCCGUAAUAUAUGCAGAGCCCCUGAUAAAAAUUUAUUGUGAUGAAUUUAGGGAUUUCAGUGUGUAAUGCAAGAUUUUGACGUUCGCUUAGUUCGGAAACAACACCAGUAGACCAAUAUUGGAAAACGCAUCUGUUGACCUGCAAAAUUAAUAUUUUCUUCGAAAGUAUCAGCCUUUUGGCUGAGCAUUUCGCAAAGAUGCGUGCUUUAGGAAUAUCUGUUAUGAGUGUGGCACUGACGUGUUUAGUGGUGGGUAAUGCGUACUAUCAGAAAAAACAGUUUUAUCCUUCAGUAGUCUACAUUACUAAAUCUAAUCCAAGCAUGGCGGUAAUUUACAUACAGUCUCUUGUAUUGGUUUUAAUGCUGGGUAAACUGAUGAAAAAAAUAUUUCUUGGAACUUUACGCGCUGCAGAAUUCGAACACCUUAUGGAACGAUUUUGGUAUGCGUUAACUGAAACUUGUUUAGCCUUUACUGUUUUCAGAGAUGAUUUUAAUCCAAAAUUUGUUGCGUUAUUCACGGUUCUACUGUUUCUAAAAUCAUUUCACUGGUUAGCAGAAGAUCGUGUAGACUACAUGGAGCGUAGUCCGGUAAUAGGCUGGAUAUUUCACUUAAGAGUUGCAGGUUUACUAGCAUGUCUCGGCGUACUUGACUAUCAACUUAUUUCGUACGCGUAUCAAUCAACAAUUGCUAAGGGUGCCACCGUCCAAUUAGUUUUUGGUUUUGAAUAUGCCAUUCUCAUGACGAUGGUAUUGAACACUGCUAUCAAGUAUAUGUUUCAUGCUGCGGAAUUACGCUCUGACACACCAUGGGAGAAUAAAGCAGUGUUUUUACUGUAUACGGAACUCAUCAUAGGAUUUAUCCGGGUAGUACUAUAUGUCAUUUUCGUAAUUCUGAUGGUGAAGAUAUACACAUUGCCAUUAUUUGCAUUUCGGCCAAUGUACUAUACAAUGCGGAAUUUCAAAAAAGCUUUGAACGAUGUCAUUUUGUCCCGCCGAGCUAUUCGAAAUAUGAACACUUUGUAUCCAGAUGCUACACAGGAGGAACUACAGCUUUCCGAUAAUAUUUGCAUUAUUUGCCGAGAAGAUAUGAUUAACAGCUCGAAAAAACUACCUUGCGGCCAUAUAUUCCAUACUGCUUGUUUGCGAUCCUGGUUUCAACGUCAACAAACGUGUCCAACAUGUCGAUUAAACAUUCUUAGAACUCCCCUAACGACGAUCAAUCCUGAUCCAGUGCAAUCAGCUGGUAAUGAAGCCGGAAAUUCGGUUAACCAUGAAGCCAAUCGAUCAGGCUCAGCUGGUACAACGCAAAAUGUUCUGAAUAACAAUGCGCCAAGCACAAUAGAAGUUCCUCUUGCCAUGGGUUCAACAUUCAUCCCCCAGUUUCCACUUGUAGGAUUUCCAUCAUAUGGAAUACCAUUACCUCCAGUUCCCCCUGCUUUAGAUACAUUGACUGACGAAGAGCUAAGAGCUAUGGAGGGGAAUGAGCGUCGUCAUGUAGAAGAGCGGUUAAGGCAUCUUCAAAAUAUUCGAACUCUUAUGGAUGCUUCCAUAUCCUUAAUGAAUCAAUACACCGCUCUGGUGUCUCGAUUACCGCCGUAUCAUGUGGCAACUCAUUCUGAUGCAGCGAGGAACACUGAUGAAAUAGUUUCUCCAGAUCCAGGUACUACCGAAACACUAACUCAUCGGGUUAGUCCAGAUUCAUCGAAUACAUAUUCAUCAUACCCUCAAGAAUCCACCACUGCAAAAUUAGAAGACUUAGGUAGUGAUGAUGAACCCGGGACAGUCAAAGUACAUCUUCCCAGCACGAGCAAGGAAUUUCUAAUCACACCAGAUCAGCAACAACAACCUGCUUCACAGGCAUCUAACACCGUAGCUAGUAGAAGCAAAGGCAAUUCUUUAUCUGACAGUUCUGAAAGAAGUGAAAUCCGUCGCAGGAGAUUGGAGAAAUUUGAUACCCGAACCAAUUCCGAUUAAAUAAUUAAAGAUACUGGAUACGGUGGUGAUAUUCCAGCAACUAAUGUAGGAGACAAAACCAAUGUAACGAUUGCAAUUUUUUGCUAAAUUGAGAAGCUGUGAAAUGAAGAAAAAAAACUUAUUGUAUGGUGAACUCAAACGAUGUUUACCCUAUUCAUCAUAUUUCGUGAAUUCAAAGAAGUAGUAAACACUAUGUUAUUCACUACAAUUAUAUGAUAUUAAAAAGCAUUUUUUUUGCGUUUAGCAGAAUUUGCCAAUA
Molecule: messenger RNA, 2270 nt
Organism: Wyeomyia smithii (pitcher-plant mosquito)
Lineage: Eukaryota; Metazoa; Arthropoda; Insecta; Diptera; Culicidae
Gene: sip3
Product: E3 ubiquitin-protein ligase HRD1
Exons: 7
Coding region: 236-2011 (591 amino acids)
Cellular component (GO): cytoplasm
Source: RefSeq, a predicted model, not a curated record